Oikopleura dioica is the source of this 1833-nucleotide messenger RNA. Lineage: Eukaryota; Metazoa; Chordata; Appendicularia; Copelata; Oikopleuridae. The record is from the annotation of a GenBank genome assembly.
AUGUCCACAGAAGAGAAGCGAGGUUUCGACUUAGUAUGGGACCACUUGCCUCAUAUUUCUGGCUACCAGCUGAGAAUCACUGGUAUGGCCGGUUAUGCUGCGAUUGUAGGCGGUUUAAUGGCGAUUUAUCCGGUUUUCGCUCAGUAUAAACCUCCUUAUCGUUGUGAAACCUACUUCGACACUGAGCCAAAAUUCUCAAGCCUAACCUGGGACCAAAUCAAUAACCUAACAGGCCCUUCCGCUGAAAGUUGCCAAGGAUGGUCUUCAGAUGAAAAAGGCUGUUACUACUGCAAGUUUGACGAAUCUACUGUCGACUCUUGCUGGGAAAAGUUCUAUGAUUACUUUGAUGGCUUGAAGAAAUGCCUUGGAGAAGAUGCUCAAAAAGAGGGGACAUGGAUGUCGUGCGAGGAUGAAUUUGCUUUCGACAGGUCGAUAAGGAAUGUGACAAAUUUGGUGUUCGACAAAGGCGAUCCUUGGGAAUCAGCAGUCACUCAAUUCAAACUCAUUUGCGGAAUGGAAUGGUUUGACUCUCUUUCUACUGCGAUGGGACUGGUUGGUUUGAUGAUUGGAGCCUUUGUUGCUGGAUUGUAUACUGAUAAGUUCGGAAGAAAGAAUGCUAUUCUGGUUUGGAACUUUAUUACGAUGGUGUUUUUGAUUAUUCAUGCUUUUAUGCCUGAUAAAUAUGGCUUCCUCGCCCUUCGAGUUCUUGGCAAUGGAGCUCAGCAUGUCUCAUGGCUCGCGCAAAUGACUUAUUCGAUGGAAGUCCUCGGCCCGACCCGCCGCUCGAUUUCUGGAGCAAUGACCCACGUUUACUUCUCAAUUGGGUACAUGGCCACUUCUGGUGUGGCUUAUUUUCUGCCUGAUUGGAGAGGCUUUACUCUCUGCUACGCCGGUAUCUGUGCCUUGGCAGUAUUGACCAUUCCGUUUUAUCCUGAAAGCCCUUCGUUUUUGUACUCAAGAAAUAAGAGCCAAGAAGCUAGGGAGAUUCUCAAAGGAAUGGCGGAUUCGACGAAAGCGGAACUACCCGAUUCUGUGCUCGACCAAAUCGAAGACCAAAUGAAGAAUUCUGAGAAUGAAAAUGAUUCUGAAGCGGCUGUUGAGUCCUACACAAUGCUAGAUCUGUUCAAGUACCGUAGCACCGCCCUGAUAAGCCUAAAUAUCGGAUUGGCAUUCACCGCGAACACAUUGGUUUAUUAUGGCCUUUCUUUCAACGUCGACUCAUUGUCGGGAAGUGUUUACGUGAACAACGUGGUGAAUGGAUUUGUAGAGCUUUUGGCCUAUAUUGUGGUGAUGGGAACUCUCGAUAAACUUGGUCGAAAAAUGGUCUGCGGUGGUCUGAUGAUUUUUGGCGGAGCUGUCUGCCUCGGUUGUAUGGCGCUAGAAGCCGCAGCUGAUUCUGCUGAUGACAAAACCGCACUUUUAGAGGCUCAAAGAUGGAUGGCCUUUGUCGGUAAAUUCGCCAUCUCUGGAUCUUUUUGUGCUGUUUAUGUUUUUGCUGCUGAAGUUUUUCCGACCGUUUUGAGAUCUACAGGAAUUGGCUUCGGAUCGAUGUUUGGUCGAAUUGGUGGAUUUCUCAGCCCCUUUAUUAUCCAGAUUCCCGCCACCUGGAUAAUCUACCUCAUUUUUGGAGCAUUUGGAAUAGUGAGCGGCGCAUUGGUAUUUUUCCUCCCAGAAACAAACGGAAAACCGACAUUGCAAACGCUCGAGGAAGCUCUAGAAUUUUACAAAAAUCCAACGGCGAGCAAAACGUAUCAAGUGUCCCCUACAAAUUCGCAAAGAAAUUCAAAGAAUGAGAAAAUCUCUGGAGAAGAAGAGGAUGAAGCUGAUUUUUAG